This is a messenger RNA of Closterium sp. NIES-67, 909 nucleotides long. NCBI's taxonomy places the organism in Eukaryota, Viridiplantae, Streptophyta, Zygnematophyceae, Desmidiales, Closteriaceae. The record is from the annotation of a GenBank genome assembly.
UCCCAAUUUCCCAUGUUCCAUGGCGCUGACGUCAUACUCCUACCACAUCUUGCGCCGCUCUCCGUCUCUCUCCCUCGCGCGCCCAAUCUCUGCAAUCACCACCACACGGUCCGAGUCAAGCUCCUUUCGGUUCCUCUCGGCUCCUCCCCGUCAAGCGCGCUGCGACGUGCUUGGUUCUCCCAGCGCUUUAUCCCUCAAGGGUGCCUGCUGGGAGACUGCUAAGUCCAGUAGCGCGCCGCGCCGCAUUAGACGGCCUGACACUCAACCCGGCAUCCCCUCUUUGACGGCCCUCGGCGCAGAGUCCCCUCAGGGAAGGCAAUUCAGCGCCAGCCGCGUUGUGGCGAUGGCGGGAAGCAACGAGGAAGCUGCGGCCAAGGCGGCUUCGGCGGCGGCUGAUACAGGCAACCCCACCAUAUUCGAUAAGAUAGUGCGCAAGGAAAUCCCUGCCAAUAUCGUGUAUGAGGACGACGAGGUGCUGGCCUUUCGAGACAUCAGCCCCCAGGCUCCAGUGCACAUCAUUCUCAUCCCCAAGAACAGGGACGGCCUCACACAACUGUGCAAGGCAGAGGAGCGGCAUGCAGCCAUCCUGGGCCGGCUGCUGCUGGCAGCGCGGCAGGUAGCGAUCAGCGAGGGCCUCGUGCCAAACGGGUAUCGCCUUGUCAUCAACGAUGGGCCCGAUGGAUGCCAGUCUGUGUACCAUCUCCACAUCCAUAUCCUUGGUGGCCGCCAAAUGAAGUGGCCUCCUGGCUAAGUUGGGUGGGAGGAUAUUUGUAGCGUCUCUACAAUAACACUUUAUUUUGCCAGUCUAACCUACUGUUAUUUGCACGCACAAUUGAUAUGUGGUGCCUAUGAACGGAUUGAGGGUCCUCUUGUACAUGGUAGCUUUUUUAAUAAUGUCAAUUAUUUGGU